UUACGCUCGCUGCCUCUCCUUGUUUCCUACCAACGCUUGAUCGCUCGCCAUCUCAUCGCACAGCACUCCACCACCACCACCAAUAUGCCGAGUCAAGGCUAUGAAAGGGUAUCCGCCCACGACCAGGAGGACUCGCCCGUCACGUCUCCAGCAGCGCACCAGCAGUGGCCGCCUGCGUCGCCGCCCCCUUCCUUCCGCUCCAGAGCAUCAUCACCCAGCCAGGCAUCGCGACGCCUCUUAGCCGACGACCCGCUGACCAACGACCAAGACGGCACCCUGGCCGACACAUUCGACUCGGACUCGGAUGACGACGAGGACAGCGAUGGGCGCGAUGAUCGCCAGCGCCUGAUGCGGGGGAACCCGAGGACAGACGACGAGCAGACGCCGGUUGCGCCGGGUAUGCCGAGGAGGGUCACAGAGCUGCCCGUAUUCAACACACCAGCGCCGAGCAGUGGGCGCGUCUACGGUGGAGGAAACGGCGGUGUAUGGGCAAAUUUGAGUGCGAAGCCGACGAGGGGCGAGGACGCGGAAGAGAAGCCUCCAACAUACGAACAAGCUGCCGCAGACGCAACUCCGCCCUAUUGGGAAACCACCAUCCUCGCUCCCGGCACCUUCGGCGAUGAGGUCUUUGUCGAAGGUCUCCCCGUCGGCUCCCUCUUCAGCUUCAUCUGGAAUGCCAUGAUCUCCAUGUCCUUCCAACUCGUUGGUUUCCUCCUCACCUACCUCCUGCACACUACACAUGCCGCCAAAAAUGGUUCGCGCGCCGGUCUCGGCAUCACCUUGGUUCAGUUCGGCUUCGGUUUCCGCUCGGCCGUCUUGAGUCCAAGUAACGGUAGCAACGACAACCCGGGACCAGGUUUCGACGGCGGCGUACCAACUGAUCCAAAUGCGCAUGACUUUGACCCGAAUUCAGUGGCUAGCCCGACUUCGGAUGGGGCGGAUCUGACCCCUGCGGCGAGUGCCAUUACCGGUAGCGACUGGAUAGCGUAUGGCUUGAUGAUUGUCGGAUGGUUCAUCUUGAUCAAAAGCGUGUCAGACUUCAUCCGCGCAAGGCGGCACGAACAACUAGUGCUGCAAUCUCCAGACCGUGGACUCGGUGUUGCUGUUAUCGCAGAAGGGGAGAGCCCCGAAAGAAGCGUAUAG
Messenger RNA from Cucurbitaria berberidis CBS 394.84, 1143 nucleotides. RefSeq names its product metal homeostatis protein bsd2. Gene Ontology annotation, biological process: vacuolar transport; positive regulation of protein ubiquitination; metal ion transport. Gene Ontology annotation, cellular component: endoplasmic reticulum; Golgi apparatus; perinuclear region of cytoplasm. The coding region runs from base 85 to 1143 and encodes 352 amino acids. The record is from RefSeq and is a predicted model, not a curated record. Lineage: Eukaryota; Fungi; Ascomycota; Dothideomycetes; Pleosporales; Cucurbitariaceae. The transcript has 3 exons.